Molecule: messenger RNA, 1581 nt
Organism: Drepanopeziza brunnea f. sp. 'multigermtubi' MB_m1
Lineage: Eukaryota; Fungi; Ascomycota; Leotiomycetes; Helotiales; Drepanopezizaceae
Source: RefSeq, a predicted model, not a curated record
AUGCCCUUCAGUGAUGUUGAUUACGAGGACCUUGUCGGAACUUUAACGGAUAAUUUCAAUGUUCUCGCAGAUGAGGUCCAGCUCCUGAGCGACCGGAAACAGAUCUUGGAGCACAAACUCCGAUUUGCCCACGAACAAUACCAGCAUCUGGCAGACAAAUACGCGCCAGGCGAUCCCGAAACUUCGAAUGUCCUAGCCAAGCUUCAACCUCCCACUGACCUCCAAAUAUCGGCAUCCGAUCGAACGGGUGUUGUCCCACUUCCACAACGAACACAAAGAAGUUCAAAGCAUCAAACAGCUGUUGCUAUAAGGGACGGGCGACGGGCGGCACAACGGCUUGCAGGUACCGCAGGCAAGUCGAGCAGGUCUACACAUAGCGGAAAGAGUUUAUCCGGUACGAGCAGUAAUGUAAAAUACUCAGCACGAAGGACUUCGCUCUCUACUGUGCUUGAGCAAGACUUCACCGUCGCGGGGAAGAAGAGCUCCCUGCUUUGUCCCUUCUCCCGCACCGCGAAAGAUAUCGACGCUGCGAUGGAUCCCCAAAGAUCUCAACGUUCUGGCACCCAUGAAUCAGACCUACCAUUGAACCCAUCAGAUGCGAGAGAUCCUACGCGUCACCAGUCCGCAGACCCAAUAUGUGCAGCCCUGUAUGCCGAGACCAUGAACUCCCCUCCUCCAUCAGCCACUGGUUCCGGUGCAAAAUGUCCCAUCCGAUACAUGGACCAGCACUCUCCUGAAGAAAUUGCCCAGUACUUUGAGUCCCACAAACAUGAGAUCCCACGAAGCCACGAAGUGUGUGUGAAGCGUUACCAGCGGAAUGAAGAUGAUAUUAGGAAGCUAGAUGCGAAGUACGGAAGUCUUGUCAGUAUGAUACAAGGCUUAGGCCAGAAGCAUCAACCGAUGUUGCCUACGAAGGAGGAGGAGGAGGCUAUGGAACUUGAGCGGACAUCGAACGAACGAGUCGAGAACUGGGCCCACGCUGUCAGUGCGGAUGGUGUCGAACCGGACGAACAUGAACCUGGUCCGGACCACGAGGAAGAGAGGGAGAGUAGGUUCGAUCGUCCAUUAAAGGAGGUUCGAGUUGGCGAAUCACCAAGCCGCCCGUGGGGUAUCUCGGUACCUUUAUUCGAACCGGAUGGAGGUCAACGACCAGUCUCCCCUCCCCCAGCUCCUGUUUCGGCUCAGCAGCACAUGCCACAAUCGGCAGGGUGUCCGUUUGGACACGGUCCCAAGGUGCAGAUGGAGAAACCGCCAGCAUCGCCUCCGUCCCAAGAGAGGCCGGCAGGGGAUUGUCCAUUUGGUCACGGUGCUGGACCGGAGGAGAAACCAGCACCAAAUUCACGUCCGCUCGAGGAGAGACCCAUUGGCAAAUGCCCCUUCCCGCAAGCCGCCGCACAGAAGUCGAGAGAGGAGCCCCAGCCGGCACCAGUCUACCACAACCAACCAACCUUCAUUCAACCGUAUCCGGAGAUGCAGAAGCAUGGAGUGCUUCCGCAGAUGGUUUUUACUGGCCCAGUCUUCAUUGGGUAUCCCAUGGAGCAAGCCAUUACUUUCAUGCAGCAGUACAGGGAGACGCAAUGA